ACCUAUAGGUUUGUCCAUUCAUCUUCUUGCUUAUGAGUCAUAAAUCCGAAAAAGCGUACACCCACGCUUUCCAAUACAUUGAAGCCAAUUUAAUGAAAUUUCGUCCAGCUUCCUUUACACUGAAUUUUGAGCAUGCUCUGCGGAAGGGCUUGACGAAUGUUUUUCCUAACGCACAAAUACAUGGAUGCUGGUUCCACUACUGCAGGGCCAUAAAAAGGAGAGCUUCGAAAAUUCCAAACUUUUUGAAAGGCCUCCGAGGAAAUAAAAAUUGUAACAAAAUAUUCAAUACAUUUUUUGUCCUACCCCUCUUGAAGCCCGAAAAUAUGCAGAGGGGGUUCGAAAUAAUUCAAAGGGAAGCAAACGGCUUUACAAUGUUCAACAAUUUUAUGGAAUAUUUUCAAAAGCAGUGGAUAGUAAAUGAUCCUUUACAACAAUUUUCUGUUUAUGGAAAAAGUGUUCGCACAACAAGUAGUUUGGAAGCGUGCAACGGAAAAUUGGGAAAACUUUUGCCAAAAAACGGAAAUUUUUUCAACUUUGUGGACCAAUUAAUUGAUGAGGAACAUACAAUUACUAUUGAUUUUUUGGCAUCUGUGGAUAGGCAAACAUGGGAAAUGUUUGAGAGACCUAAAUCCAAAUUUCAACUGCGAAAUCAGUUAAUUGAGUCCAUGACCAUUAAAUUCGAAACAGAUAAGAUCACUUUAACGGAACUAUUGAGUCAAUUAAGUUCAAUAUGUUCCUAGAAAACGGACUUGAAAAUUUUUGAGUUUGAAAAUUUCACCGGUGAAGAAGAAGAAGACA
Eupeodes corollae is the source of this 798-nucleotide messenger RNA. RefSeq lists its product as uncharacterized. Lineage: Eukaryota; Metazoa; Arthropoda; Insecta; Diptera; Syrphidae. The transcript is spliced from 2 exons. Bases 33 to 740 code for a protein of 235 amino acids. The record is from RefSeq and is a predicted model, not a curated record.